GCAGGAGAGGCCGGUGCGGGCGGUAGGCGGCGGCGGCGGCGGCGGCGGCGGCAGCUCGGUGGCGGCUCGGGCGGCGAGGAUGCUGCCGGGGAGGCUGUGCUUGGUGCCGCUCCUGCUGGCGCUGGGCGUGGGGAGCGGCGGCGGCAGUGGCGACGGCGGGGACAGCCGGCGGCGCCGCCUCCUCGCGGCGAAAGUAAACAAACACAAGCCGUGGAUCGAGACAUCCUACCAUGGAGUCAUAACUGAGAACAAUGACACAGUCAUUUUGGACCCUCCACUGGUAGCCCUGGAUAAAGAUGCACCAGUGCCUUUUGCAGGGGAAAUCUGUGCAUUCAAGAUCCAUGGGCAGGAGCUGCCCUUUGAGGCUGUGGUGCUGAAUAAGACAUCUGGAGAGGGCCGGCUCCGUGCCAAGAGUCCCAUCGACUGUGAGCUGCAGAAGGAGUACACAUUCAUCAUCCAGGCCUAUGACUGUGGUGUGGGACCCCAGGAGGCAGCCUGGAAGAAGUCACACAAGGCUGUGGUCCACAUCCAGGUGAAGGACGUCAAUGAGUUUGCUCCCACCUUCAAAGAGCCAGCCUACAAGGCCAUCGUCACCGAGGGCAAGAUCUACGACAGCAUCCUGCAGGUAGAAGCCAUUGAUGAGGACUGCUCCCCCCAGUACAGCCAGAUUUGCAACUAUGAAAUUGUCACAACAGAUGUGCCUUUUGCCAUUGACAGAAAUGGCAACAUCAGGAACACGGAGAAGCUGAACUUUGACAAGCAACAUCAGUAUGAGAUCCUGGUGACCGCUUAUGACUGUGGACAGAAGCCUGCUGCUCAGGACACCCUGGUCCAAGUGGAUGUGAAGCCAGUGUGCAAGCCUGGCUGGCAAGACUGGACCAAAAGGAUUGAGUACCAGCCUGGCUCGGGGAGCAUGCCCUUGUUCCCCAGUAUCCACCUGGAGACGUGCGAUGGCGCUGUGUCCUCCCUCCAGGUCACCGCCGAGCUGCAGACUAAUUACAUCGGCAAGGGCUGUGACCGGGAGACCUACUCUGAGAAAUCCCUUCAGAAAUUAUGUGUAUUCAGUGUUGGUGCUGCGUGGUCAGUUCGUAGGACCACAGCAUCCUCAAAUGCUCAUCAGUUGGACCACUGGCACGAGGGUACCGAGGCCAUACUCCGACUGCCAAUCUAUGAGAGUAUGGUCCUUGGAGACCACGUGCCCGCGAGUCACUGCACACUCCGCAUGGCUGAGUACGUUGCGCGUCUGAAACUCAGGUGGUGGACUGUAGUGGUUGGGAAUAUAGCGCUAAGCCAGACCGAGAGAGCACGGUCAGUAGAGUGCGCGGAUGCACUACUUGAGCUCAACUUGAGCCAAGUCCUAGGUCUAAGAAGGAAUAAGAGGGCACACAGGAACUACGCGAAGAGCUCUCGUCACAGGCUAAAUACACUUCAGCAUGCGUCUAUCAAUCACCACCAGCGGGCAACUCGUACGAUAUCGAUAAUGUUCACCCCUCUUGCCCACCUCCAAAUCCUGCAGCGAACAUCAUCCAACAUGGUGACUGCAGGCUCCUCAGCCCUAGAUCCCGGGACUGAGUUACUUCUCGGCGGGCUGCGCGAACGGAUCCUGAUGGGACUAUGUGGAGCCACACACAAAGGCAUGACCGGUGGAGCGGACCAGCUCACCAAUCACGGUAUCGGUGCGGCUCCCCGGGACCAUCGCCCACCCCAGCGCCAUGAGGACGGCCGAGGGCGCCUCUCGCGUGUCCGUGCCGCAGCUGCCUGCACGAGAGGGAACCGCAUGCUCGCUGCUAACGUCGGCGGCUCAAACACUCGCCGUCGGUCCGUCGCCAACAACCGUGCCGUGGACUCCAGUCACUCAAGCGCGCGCAGCCCGGCUGCCGGCAUUAUGUGCGAGCUGCUCGGAGGCGUGUUUGAUAACAGAGGCACCGAUAUAGUCGUGGGCAACGCAGCGGCGUCACGCCAGAGAGUGCAGUGGCAAAGAAAAGGAGGUCGCAGGAGAAUCAGAGAGAACGGCCACGACUCUACUUGGAUCUUCUAUCUUGGAUCGUCCAACUGUGGGGGCUCUCGCUCUCACAGAUUCCCAGUCUAUCGCGAUUCUACGCUCACGGCCGCCCGUACGUACUCACGGUCACGCGCCGUGCGCCAGCGGCUUGAGCUCGAUGGGCUCACACCGAGCCCGUGCCUGGGCACAAGGGAGCAGCUUGGGGAGAGGGAUACCGCACCCGACGUGCGGCCCAUUCACGGUGUACAGAUGGGUGAGUUGGAGAACAGUGCUGGGCACCGCGAGACGGUGGUGGUCUGGGUCGCCGACGGCGUGACUCUAAGGUUUGUGCACAACCUUACAACACAAUUUGUACUGCACACUCGUCGCACUCCACGGAUAUGCGAGCAUUCGCUCACGAGCAAAGUUUGGGGAGCUCAGUCGCUCGAGCAUGCUGAUGAGAUGGCCACGACGUCUCUGCGAGGAUACGUGGAGCGCAGGAGGCGGGCUGCUGGGCCCCGAGUGGCGGGCGGGGAGUAUAAAUACCAGCCGUUCCCGUUAAAUCAGUGGUUUUAUAAACGGUCGCGGCAGGCACAGGAAGGUAACUGGCGGCUCAGCCGGGGUGGGGAGGCGGACUCCAGUGUCCUGGGUGGACGGCGGCAGGGAGGCCGAGGGGAGGAGUCGAAUUGCGGGGGCGGAGGGCGGGGCCGGGCCGCAGCUUCCCCGCGCCGGGCCGUGUCGCCUCCGUCGCCCUCGGCGGUUGGGGGGUCUGUGGGGCGGUGGCGCGGUGGAGAGGGCAGGGAGGGGAGCUGGGUGCGCAAGCGCGGGGGCGGCGCAAGCGGCGGACCUUGUGAUUGUAUGAGCGUCUCCGUUAGCUGUUUAUAUCAGAACCGACGGGCGGAGGUGCCACGUUGUACACGGGUGAAGGCUUGGUCGAGAUCCCGUGCGCACUGGUACAUGAAGCUCAUUCUCGUCUGCCGUCACGGGGUCGUGCUCCCACUACGAGACACAGCUCCUCUGCAGUGGCUGGUGUUCGCUCACAGGCUGCCGUGUGGAGCGGGCAUCGACAGUAUGUGCAUCCCUCCGUCUGGUGCUUCUUCUUUACUCCAAACGCUUCCGCACACGGACCCCAGGUACGUGCGCCGCACCUCGCCGCGCCCCGACUCCUCGUCGGAGAUUCACACCCACAGCGAGCAGUCUACUCUUUGGGUAGAAGCAGACAGAGAUUCUCUCAUGCCCCGACCCCAUUUCUGCCUUUCAGAAAUGAACCGACAUCACUACGCCCUGUAUGUUCACAACUGCCGCCUCGUCUUCCUCCUGCGGAAGGACUUCGACCAGGCAGACACCUUCCGUCCUGCAGAGUUUCACUGGAAGCUGGACCAGAUUUGUGACAAAGAGUGGCAUUACUAUGUCAUCAAUGUGGAGUUUCCUGUGGUCACCCUAUACAUGGAUGGAGCAACAUAUGAACCAUAUCUGGUGACCAAUGAUUGGCCCAUUCAUCCAUCUCAUAUAGCCAUGCAACUUACUGUCGGCGCCUGUUGGCAAGGAGGCGAAGUGGCCAAACCACGGUUUGCACAGUUUUUCCAUGGCAGCCUCGCCAGUCUCACGAUCCGUCCUGGCAAAAUGGAAAGCCAGAAGGUGAUUUCUUGCCUGCAAGCCUGCAAAGAAGGGCUGGAUAUUAAUUCCCUGGAAAGCCUCGGGCAAGGAAUAAAGUAUCACUUCAACCCUUCGCAGUCUGUUCUCGUGAUGGAAGGUGAUGACAUUGGGAACAUCAACCGAGCCCUCCAGAAGGUCUCCUACAUCAACUCCAGGCAGUUCCCAACAGCGGGUGUCCGGCGCCUCAGACUCUCUUCCAAAGUUCAGUGCUUUGGGGAAGAUGUGUGCAUCAGCAUCCCAGAUGUGGAUGCCUACAUCAUGGUCCUGCAGGCCAUCGAGCCCCAGAUCACCCUCCAGGGAACAGAGCGCUUCUGGAGACCUGCUGCCCAGUUUGAAAGUGCCAGGGGAGUGCCUCUCUUCCCUGACAUCAAGAUCGUGAGCACCUUUGCCAAAACUGAGACCUCUGGGGACACGAGAACCACAGGUACAGCCCCCAAAUCGGCAGUCUUGGAAGAAAUGCUGCACAACUUGGAUUUCUGUGACAUUUUGGUGCUUGGAGGGGACUUGGAUCCAAGACAAGAGUGCUUGGAGCUCAACCACAGUGAGCUCCACCAGCGACACUUGGAUGCCACUAAUUCUACGGCUGGCUACUCCAUCUAUGGUGUGGGAUCCAUGAGCCGCUAUGAGCAGGUGCUGCACCACCUCCGUUACCGCAACUGGCACCCCGGUUCCCUUGAGACCCGGAGGUUCCGCAUCAAGUGUUCAGAACUCAAUGGGCGUUACACUAGCAAUGAGUUCAACUUGGAGGUCAGUGUCCUCCAUGAAGUCAAAGUCUCUGAGAAGGAACAUGUCAACCACCUCAUUGUACAGCCACCCUUCCUCCAGUCUGUCCACCACCCUGAGUCCCGGAGCAGUAUCCAGCGCAGUUCAGUGGUCCCGAGCAUCGCUACAGUGGUCAUCAUUAUCUCCGUAUGCAUGCUAGUGUUUGUUGUGGCCAUGGGUGUGUACCGAGUCCGAAUUGCCCACCAGCAUUUUCUCCAAGAGACUGAGGCUUCCAAAGAGACCGAGAUGGACUGGGAUGACUCUGCACUAACUAUCACAGUCAACCCUAUGGAGAAACAUGAAGGACCAGGGCAUGGGGAAGAUGAGACUGAAGGAGAGGAAGAAGAGGAAGCAGAGGAAGGCAUGAGCUCCAGCAGCAGUGGCUCUGACGAGAGCGAAGAGGAAGAGGAGGAAGGCACGGGCAGAGGCAGACAUGGGCAGAGUGGCACGAGCUCUCAAAGCCCUGGAAGAGGUACCUGGAACACAGCAGGAGUCGUAAACAUUUGGAAGUGAAGUACCUAGCUUGUCCCUACUGGUGAAGACUCAGUGUAUCACUAACCUCCAUAUUGACUGAGCCAUAUAGAAGCAGGUUGAGCACACACUUCUCCUAGCUUAGAGAAGCCUUUGUGAAUUCCCACAGUCCAUGCAGUAGCCAGACAGCUGCAGACACUGGGUCUGGUUCUCCAGCAGUGAACAGUGGCAACGUGGCACACAGUGGCUUGAACACAUUUUGAACCUAUCUGAACAACACCCACAACAUUACCUGGUAGAGUCUGCCCACCCUACCAUUGCCUCUGCCUUUCCCUAAGUACCUGAUAGAUACUGUUGAGUCUGUCAUCCUCAGUCAUGAUGCUGGGACUAAAUAUAAAGGUUCUGGGUUCAGCCAAUCUCAGGCCCUUCCCUCCCCAUCUCUGGAGAUGAUGUCACCAUUUAAAAACCUUGUGUGAGAAGCCUGUAUGUUUCCAGCUCCUCAACCUCAGUGUGUGGGAAAGGCCUAAGAUAAACAAGCUGUUUGCUCUACUGGAGCCUCUCUGGGCUCCACCCUGCAGAGAGAAAAAGCAGCCUCAUUAUAUGGAACCCCCUUCUACCUGCUCCUUACUGGGCAGUGGCCAUUAGGUCCGAGCAGCUGGAGUGUCUUUACCUGGAGCCAGCUUCACCUGGGGAUUGUCCAGCGUGUCCUUGGCAUAUGUGUUCUGAGCCUCUUGAGCUGCUUCCAAGAAUGAAUCUCUUAGUCUACAAAUGUAUUUAUUUGGUAACUAUGCUACUGUGUGUGUAUGAGUCUGAUCCAAUGCAAACCUUGAAAUGUCUUAUUAGGAGGACGUAUGAAUUUAUAGAAAAUUGAAUCUAACUUCAGAACAGUGCAUUAUGUUGUCGGUCAAUAAUGCUGCUCAGUCAGUCACAGGAGACCAGAGAAAAACCUUACCCUCCACCCCUCUCCUUGGCACCCUCUCCCUGCCUAAUUGCCCUACUAGAUUCUAACUGAUGCAGAGUGAAGGAGGCCAAGAGUGUACGUGUACAUAAAGAUUUCAUAGGAAAAGAACCUCUUGGGGAAUCGGUUGAGUUUCUUCCCAUGACUGUGAUCUUCUCAUGCCUGAAUCCCAAACUUUAAAUUUCUAACAAUUUCGAUUCCUGCAGUUUCUGAGCAAUUUGUUAAAUGCCUAUUCAACACAGACAGAUAUUUAUUUUCAGCCUUGGCUUGUAAAUGCCUACAAACUGAUUCAUGUUGGUGGUCGUGAUGACACUUCUGUGAAUUGGUGAAUAAAUAUGAUUUUAGAAUUUCACAGUAAA
Messenger RNA from Peromyscus leucopus (white-footed mouse), 6187 nucleotides. It is a transcript of the gene Clstn2, whose product is annotated as calsyntenin 2. Gene Ontology annotation, molecular function: X11-like protein binding; amyloid-beta binding; kinesin binding. Lineage: Eukaryota; Metazoa; Chordata; Mammalia; Rodentia; Cricetidae. Gene Ontology annotation, cellular component: cell surface; postsynaptic membrane. Bases 80 to 4912 code for a protein of 1610 amino acids. Gene Ontology annotation, biological process: positive regulation of synaptic transmission; positive regulation of synapse assembly; homophilic cell-cell adhesion. The transcript is spliced from 28 exons. The record is from RefSeq and is a predicted model, not a curated record.